AUGGGCCUUGGGAUCCUGGAGGAUUCCCGCCACGAGCACGUCCCAGGAACCUCCUUUAUCCUCGACGAUGACAGCAGCAUGUCAGCACAGCUCAGCCCAUCCCCAACCCUCAAAUACGACCGCUCAGGUCCCGUCCCCAUCAUCCUCGUCCCUCAACCCAGCGAUGACCCAAAUGACCCCUUGAACUGGCCCCUCCACAAGCGCGACACUAUCCUCGCAAUCCUCUCCCUCGUCUCUGUCCUUUGCGCAACAACCAGCCCCCUGCUGGCUGCGAACACCGCAACCAUCGCCAUUGGCUUCAGAGUUAGCUUCACGAAAGCAGCCCUGCUGACGGGAUAUCAUCUCUGUGGCGUGGGUGUGGCCGGUUUGCUCUUCGUCCCCUCUGCACGGGUAUGGGGGAAACGCCAUCUAUACCUGCUCGGAUGUGUGAUUAUGAUAGUCAGCUCCGCGUGGGGAGGGGCUAGUCGCAGGUCCUAUACGAGUCUGCUGUGGGCGAGGAUUUUUCAGGGCAUCGGGUUGGCGCCGUUUGAGGCGUUGGUUAAUGCGAGCGUUGGGGACUUGUUUUAUGUGCAUGAACGCGGCAAACGCAUGGCACUGUCCAACGUAGCCCUAUUCGGCGGCUGCUUCCUAACCCCCGUCAUCGUCGGGAAACUCACCGCUUCACUGGGCUGGGAAUGGUCGUUUUAUUUUCUUGCCAUCUUCUCUGGCGUCUGUCUGCCAUUUCUCGUCUUUUUUGUGCCUGAAACGGCUUUCAGGAGACCUGACCACUUUAAUACGGAUAUCGAGGGGGAGACUUCAUGGACAAGAGUGCCUAAAGAGACUUCCACGAGUGCUGCGGCAAACGCGCCCCCUCCUGAGACUGAGACUUCUUCCCCUGACACAGCUGCUGUUGAAAUACCUGCAGAACAUGAUGCGGGUUGUAAAGAAGCUGCCAUUGGCCUGUCGACAACGACAAUGUCAGCGACCCCACAGUCCGGGGACGAGUCGAAAGAGGAACAUGAACAAGACAAACAGCCGGAGCAAGAACAAAAUCGAGAACAAGAGGCCAAAGAUGAUGACAUCAUCAGCAAUACCAUAGGAAUUGCUGAUGCUGAAAGAGCAACAGCAGCCCCCAAUACCCCAUCUAAGACCACAUACUGGCAAACCCUGAAACCCUUCAACGGCCGCAAGACAGACGAGAGUUAUUGGAAACUCCUCCUUCGCCCAAUACCCCUGUUCCUCCACCCGGGAAUCCUAUGGGCCUGUCUAAUCCAAGGCGUCCUAAUCGGUUGGACAGUCUUCAUCGGCGUCGUCCUCGCCGCAAUCUUCCUUGGCCCCCCACUCUGGUUCACAGAAGUCGAAACCGGCUACCUCUACACUGGCGCCUUCGUCGGCUCCAUAUGCGGCCUCCUCCUCUCCGGCCUCCUGUCGGACUGGAGCGCCAAACUGCUCAUAAAGCUAAAUAAGGGCGUGUACGAGCCUGAGUUUCGAAUCGUGCUGGUCCUGUUCCAGCUUGUGUUUAGCUGCAUUGGGCUCUAUGGAUUUGCGUUCGCUUCGUCGGAUGUGGUGAAGUAUGGAUAUGUGGUUCCAGAUGUGUUUUUUGCGUUUAUCAUUGUGGGGAUGGUCAUGGGGGCUGUGGCAAGUGCGUUGUAUGUUGUUGACGCGCAUCGCCAAAUCGCCGUCGAAGCCUUCACCUGCCUUCUCGUCUUUAAAAACAUGUUCAGCUUCAUCCUGACAUACUUCGCCUACAACUGGGUUGUUCUCGCGAAUCCGAGAACGGUUUUCCUCACCAUAGGUAGUGUUCAGGUUUGUGUGUGUUUAUUGAGUAUACCCAUGUACAUCUUUGGCAAACGCAACCGCUCAUACUUUCAUCGACAUGAUAUCCUCAAGAUGCUAAAUCUGUGGUGA
Paracoccidioides brasiliensis Pb18 is the source of this 1887-nucleotide messenger RNA. RefSeq lists its product as uncharacterized. The coding region runs from base 1 to 1887 and encodes 628 amino acids. Gene Ontology annotation, molecular function: transmembrane transporter activity. The record is from RefSeq and is a predicted model, not a curated record. The transcript is spliced from 7 exons. Gene Ontology annotation, biological process: transmembrane transport.